Messenger RNA from Dacryopinax primogenitus, 663 nucleotides. RefSeq lists its product as uncharacterized. The transcript is spliced from 3 exons. The record is from RefSeq and is a predicted model, not a curated record. Lineage: Eukaryota; Fungi; Basidiomycota; Dacrymycetes; Dacrymycetales; Dacrymycetaceae. Bases 1 to 663 code for a protein of 220 amino acids.
AUGGCUGGUAGACAUCAUAUGCACAACCACAAUGAGUCUGAUGCCAUGAUUAUGGACAUUCCACUUCCAACAAACACUUUGUCAAAGAAGAAAGUUGGCGCCAAGGGGAAAGGGAACAAGGAGAACCCACCCACCCCAUUUUGCAAUGCCACCUCUGUUGUGCUUGCCCUCUCCACUGAGGAUGACCUUGAUGAAGACCCUGUUGAAACCCUGCUAGAGCCUGAGAAGCAUGUCCUGUUGGUAUGUGAUAUCAAAGAAGACAAGCCCCCGUCCAAGUGCACCAAGAAGCAGCCUCUCAAGCAGCUCAACAAUGGCCUUGACAUGCAGAAGUUCCUCUCCAAGAAGAAGUCAAAGAAGGAGGAACUUAUUGAGGUGAAUGCAAGGAUUGUAGAGCUUGGGGCAAUCAUUAUGUCUAUGAAAGAUAAGGAGAAACUUCAAAAGUCACUCAUAGCUGAGCUGGCAAAGCACAAGGCACCUCUGCCUCCAAAGGUCAUUGCUAAGCCCUUGGGGCAAGAAGCAUUCUAUCCAAUAAAUCAAUGGAGCAAGCUGCAGUACAGCUCAACAAUGACAAUAUUGACAACAGUGACAAGGACCUUGCAGAUCUUUUGGCUGGAAGUGAAUCUGAUGAUGAGAAUUUGGAUUAGUCUCUGUAAGAUAUUUUGA